Molecule: messenger RNA, 2138 nt
Organism: Branchiostoma belcheri (Belcher's lancelet)
Lineage: Eukaryota; Metazoa; Chordata; Leptocardii; Amphioxiformes; Branchiostomatidae
Product: nuclear receptor-binding protein-like
Exons: 17
Coding region: 337-1899 (520 amino acids)
Biological process (GO): protein phosphorylation; intracellular signal transduction; endoplasmic reticulum to Golgi vesicle-mediated transport
Cellular component (GO): cytoplasm; endomembrane system
Molecular function (GO): ATP binding; protein serine/threonine kinase activity
Source: RefSeq, a predicted model, not a curated record
GGCGCCAGGUGACUUGGUUGGGAUCGCCGUAAAAUAUCGUUUGGCAAACGACGCAUCGACGCCUGCUUUUGUGAAAUGAUUUGUGACGCAUUCUGAGUAUUAGAUUUGUGAUUACUUGAUCUCAUUUUGAUUUCAGACGGCGAAAAUCUCCAGUAUAUGCAAAUUAACUCUCGAGAGUGAGGCUAGCAGCGCAUUCGCACAGUUGCGCAUUCGCAUUUCGGACGUAGCGAAAACCUGGGAGCUGGAGAGAGAGGGCAGGGACAAAAGUAAAUGGACGUUAACUGCCGAAGAUAACGACAUUUCUGACCGAAAACUGUCGGAUUUCUCAGCGCCAGGAUGCCGACCAGUAGUCAGGCGGACAGCAUCAAGGGCUCCGAGUCGCCGCACAACAGCGGGGAAGACACAGAGGACGAAGAGGAGUCCGAGGUUUUGGAGGACUCGCCCUGCGGCCGAUGGCAGAAACGCCGAGAAGAGGUGAAACAGCGCGAUGUACCUGGCAUUGAUGCAGCCUUCCUGGCGAUGGACACGGAGGAGGGUGUGGAGGUGGUCUGGAACGAGGUCCAGUUCUCUGAGAGGAAAAGUUUUAAAGUCCAGGAGGAUAAGAUACGAGCUGUCUUUGACAACUUGAUACAGCUAGAACACUGCAACAUCGUCAAGUUCCACAAAUACUGGACAGAUGGGAAAACAGACAAACCAAGGAUUAUUUUCAUCACAGAGUAUAUGUCUUCGGGGUCCCUGAAGCAGUUUCUCAACAAAACCAAGAAGAACCACAAGAGCAUGAACCUCAAGGCCUGGAAAAGAUGGUGUACACAAAUACUGUCUGCACUCAGCUACCUGCACAGCUGCGAUCCACCUAUCAUCCACGGCAAUCUGAACUGUGACACAAUCUUCAUCCAACACAACGGACUCAUCAAGAUUGGCUCAGUUGCACCUGAUGCAAUCCACAACCACGUGAAGACAUACAGGGAGGAGCAGAGACACAUGCACUUCAUCGCUCCAGAAUACGGAGGAAAGGCUCCUGUAGAUACAGCAGUUGACAUCUACUCAUUUGGGGUCUGUGCCUUAGAGAUGGCAGUUCUGGAAAUCCAGCCCAACGGAGAGGGGACUUUUGUGUCCAAGGAAGCCAUCGAGAAGGCAAUUGAGAAAGUAGAAGAUCCUAAACAAAAAGAUUUCAUAGUGAAGUGUCUUACUGAGGACCCGGUGAAGCGCCCGACUGCCAGAGAGCUGCUCUUUCACCACGUGCUGUUCGAGGUUCACUCACUCAAGCUGUUAGCUGCUCACAACUUUGUCAACAAGCAAAGAAUAUUGCCGGACAACAUCGAUGAGCUUGUGUCAGGGGAGGACAAAGUUCUGGCCUCGAUCCACCAUGCCGACGGGAGGCCGUCCUGUCAGCUCAGGAUGUGUGAUGUCCCUGCAUUAGAGCUGGAGAAAUUCCUGGAGGAUGUCAAAAAUGGCAUCUACCCCCUGACGGCAUUCGCCAUGCCCCACCCACAAGUGUCCAAACCCCGGCCUGCCUCUCCAGAGGUGGCAGAGUCGGAGAAAAGUGCCACACCCGAGCCCGUGGAGAUGGAAAACAGACGGGUGAAAAAAAUGAGCUGUGAUGUCAAAGGUCCAGAAGAAGGACAAGACACUCUAUCGUUGACCAUUAGAAUACGAUUUGAAGACAAGAUGAACAGACAACUGAGCUGUGAAUUCAAGCCAUUGGAAGAGCCUUCUCUGUUGGCCUCCGAGCUGGUAGAGUACGGCUUCAUCUGUGAACAGGACAAGGAGAAGAUCGCCAAGCUGAUAGAAGACCACAUCAAGCAGCAGCAGCAAGUCCCACCCCUGCAAGUAUCCCCUCCCACAGGAGUCACAACCAUUGUGACCACAGCUACAACCACUGUUACAACAAGCGCAUAGAAGAAGUUUUUCCAGGGCUGUCUCCAGUCUGAAACUUUUGUCUGUCCCACUCAUUUUUUAAAUUCCCAACUCUCUGAAAUGCUCUAAUUGCACAGUUUUUAGAAGCAAGUUUCCAUUAAUCAGCCAUUGUAAGGCAGUGUUCGAAAUACCUGUCUGCAGUCUGCAAUCUGCAGAUAGAUUUUCAAGAUUGCAGAAGAAAAAUUUAUACAAUCUGCAAUUUUGCAGCAGGAAAAAUUGGC